AGAAGUGAGAAGAAGAAGAAAGCAGAGUUGAGUUGAGUCCGAUGUUUCUCGUGAAAGUUGAGCCUGGAUGAGCGCCCCGAUGAAAUUUCUGCUUCUUUCUUUCAGAGUCCCUUUCGACUGUAAUGGCGGCGUUACGACCAUUGACUGUCCUGACGGGAGUAUUUAUCUUCUAUCUGCUGGGACAUCUUGACUGUGAAGGCCAAAAGGAGGUCAAAGUCAGACGAGGAGAAAAUGCCAUUCUGGAGUGUUACGGCCCCAGUGAUGCUACUGAAAUAAUGUUAAGGUGGACCAAACCUGACCUGCAGACAGAUAAUUAUGUCAUUUACUUAAAAGAUGGUCAUUUUCAGAAAGACUUCCAGCAUAAGUUGUUUAAAGGUCGGGUGGAGCUGAAGGAUUCAAAAUGGAUGACGAAUGGAAACUUCUCAGUGAUUCUCCAGAAUGUCACCUUGAACGAUUCUGGAACAUAUGAAUGUUAUGCAGCAUACAACAAUCAGGCUGCUAAGCUUUUGAACAACAUCAGCCUGAAGGUAGAAGAACCAGAUCAGACAGGAGGACAGAGUGGAGAUGGAGGGAAGGAGGAUGAAGGAGAGAAGAGUGGAUCUGUUGGACUGAUCGUUGGUCUGUCAAUUCCUGCUGUGCUUGUUGUUAUUGUUGGUGUUGGUGCUGUUUUUAUCUACAGAACAUGUAGACGUAGACAAAAUCCAGAUUACCAGCCCCUGAGGAUCAGGGGCUUUGAAAUUCCAUCAGUGGCUUCCAAACUGAACUAUCAACCAAGAGGACAAAGUGGAGGGAAGGAGGAUGAAGGAGAGAAGAGUGGAUCUGUUGGACUGAUCGUUGGUCUGUCAAUUUCUGCUGUGCUUGUUGUUGUUGUUGUUGUUGUUGCUGUUGUUGGUUUUGUGAUCUACAGAAAAUGUAGGAAUUCAAAGUACCAGUCUCCUUCUGAACAAGGACAGCAGAUGGAAAUGUCUUAAUAGCUGACCUGUGAGUCCUGCUGCUGUUCCAGGUUUUUAUCAUUACGUUUAACACUCAGAGUGACAGAUGUUCUGAGGAUAGGUAACAAUGCAAAAGCAAACUGUGUAUAAAACAGUUAAAGUGGAGGAUGGGGGAGAGAAUAGUAUUAGGGUUGGGUGAUAUGUAAAAAAUUUCCAACCGGCAAUCGUAAGUCCAAUAACCAACGGUGGGUGAUACAUUCGCGCAUGCGCAGACUUUUUGAUGGGCGUGGCCCACCAUAUCCCAGAAUUCAUAGCACGGCCCAGUUUCCUACAAUGGCGGCAGCUGCUUAGUUUUAAU
Molecule: messenger RNA, 1290 nt
Organism: Maylandia zebra (zebra mbuna)
Lineage: Eukaryota; Metazoa; Chordata; Actinopteri; Cichliformes; Cichlidae
Source: RefSeq, a predicted model, not a curated record